Messenger RNA from Dipodomys spectabilis (banner-tailed kangaroo rat), 933 nucleotides. Its product is annotated as olfactory receptor 50-like. Gene Ontology annotation, biological process: G protein-coupled receptor signaling pathway. Gene Ontology annotation, cellular component: membrane. The record is from RefSeq and is a predicted model, not a curated record. The transcript has a single exon. The coding region runs from base 1 to 933 and encodes 310 amino acids. Lineage: Eukaryota; Metazoa; Chordata; Mammalia; Rodentia; Heteromyidae. Gene Ontology annotation, molecular function: G protein-coupled receptor activity; olfactory receptor activity.
AUGAGGAAAGAAAAUCAGAGCAGUGCAUCAGAGUUCAUCCUCCUGGGGCUCCCCAUCAGGCCAGAGGAGCAAGGCCAGUUCUAUGCCCUUUUCCUGGCCAUCUACCUGACCACCGUGCUGGGGAACCUGCUCAUCAUCCUGCUCAUCAGGCUGGACUCCCGCCUCCACACCCCCAUGUACUUCUUCCUCAGCCACUUGGCUUUCACUGACGUCUCUUUCUCCUCCGUCAUAGCCCCGAAGAUGCUCACGAACAUGCUGACACAGAGCCGGUCCAUCCCCUAUGCUGGAUACAUUUCCCAGGUGUAUUUUUUCUUAUUUUUUGCAGUUCUUGACAGCUUCCUCCUCACCUCCAUGGCUUAUGACAGAUAUGUGGCCAUCUGUCACCCCCUGCACUACACCGCCAUCAUGAGUCAGAGGCUGUGUUUCCUGCUGGUUAUUGUGUCCUGGGCCUUGUCCUCUGCAGUUGCUCUUGUGCACACUCUCCUCCUAGCUCGUCUCUCUUUCUAUGGAGACAAUACUCUGCCCCAUUUCUUCUGUGACCUCUCUGCCUUACUUAAGCUGUCCAGCUCAGACACCACAGUCAAUGAGCUGGUUAUCCUCACGGUGGGAACAGUGGUCAUUACCGUGCCAUUCCUAUGCAUUCUGGUCUCUUAUGGCCGCAUUGGGGCCACCAUCCUGAGAGCUCCCUCCUUGAAGGGAAUCUGCAAAGCCCUGUCCACAUGUGGCUCUCACCUCACUGUGGUUUCUCUGUACUAUGGGCCAAUUAUUGGAAUCUACUUUGUGAGCUCAUCCACUGACACCAAUGACAAGGACGUCAUCGUGGCUGUCUUGUACACGCUGCUCACACCCAUGUUAAAUCCCUUUAUCUACAGUCUGAGGAAUCGAGAUAUGAAAGGAGCUCUGAAAAAGUUGUUCAGUAGAGGAAACUUCUGA